Linum trigynum is the source of this 2938-nucleotide messenger RNA. The record is from the annotation of a GenBank genome assembly. Lineage: Eukaryota; Viridiplantae; Streptophyta; Magnoliopsida; Malpighiales; Linaceae.
CUUGUAAAAUGUAAGAUAACCAAUUUCUGUUUGACGACGUACGACGGUACGGUCUCCUUCCCCGCCGUUGAAUUUAUUUAUGAGUUUUUCUCGUCAUUUUUUGUUUCCAGACAGCCUCUGGUAGGAGGACUGACCGCAAUCACGUGACCCUUUCCUUUCUUCGUCUGCCAAUUACUACUUAUUAGUUUUCUUUCCUCGGAGCUUCUUCACUGAGCUGUUACCUCAUUCAUUAAGCUGGUACUCUCUCGUUCCCUCAUUCAUUCUUGCUGUGUAUCCAUGGUUCAUUUAGCGGAUUUUGAACUCUUACUUGUUUCUUUGGUUUUCUGGACUCUGUUUCAGCUAGCUAGCGCUCUGAAUCUCCUUUUGGUACCCUAUAAUCAUCAUCCCAAAUCAGAUCAGGUACAAAUCCCCCCCCUGCACGUACAUUAAAUAGAUUUAGGGCUCAUUGCUCUACUGUUUGCUGUCAAUAUUGCUCGUUAUAAUGUGGUUAGAGAAGAAACAGAGCUUUUCCUAUUCUUCUUCUUCUUCUUCUUCUUCUUCUUCUUCUUCUUCUUCUUCUUCUUCUUGUAAAGUGAAUAUGCUAGCUCCGGAGAAAUAUACUCAUACACAUCAAUUUCAGAUACUAUGGCGAUGGUCCCGAUUGCGUUGAUCCCAACUGAGCACUUUGAGUAUUCCCACUUCACUGUAAAUCCCCUACCAGCACAGCUGCAUGACAACAUACCGAGACAAACCGUUAUGGAGACAACACUUCCACAAUUGAUGGAGCUCAUUCAAGAAAGCCUGCACCGGGAGAACCAUCCAACUUAUCCCAUAUCGCUUAUGACGAGAAGGCCGAGCGAUGGCCAUUACGAGCCCUUGAAGGCGAACGACCGUGUUUAUGGAGCUUGGUUUUCCAACCCUAAUGUGUGGGCGCAAGUCCGGGGUAGACUGCACUUGAUAGUUGCCCACUUGCCCGUGGCCCCCCUUCAGGAUAGGGAUAUGGACGGUGAGGAUGAGGAUGAGGACGAGGCGGGCGUCGGCGUCGGCGUCGGGAUGUAGAGUGUUAAGACUGGAAUCCGGGCUGCAUAAGGAUUGGAGAAGAAGGGCGCCAAAGGUUAAGUUUGAACUGUGUCGGCUGUUGUCCAAUGGGGCAUCGUCGUCGUUUCAGUCUAUUUUCAUAAGUGGGUCUGUGUAAUAAAUAAGCAUACUGGGUCUUUUGGAGUAUUGCUUAGUCAGUUCAGUAAGUUUGUUUUGUUACAAUCAAAUCCUAUGAAUAGUGGGUCAGGUAGUUGAGUAUCUCAGCUUGAUAGAUUGUUUAGCAUAUCAUAUUAGCUUAAUUUCAGGGUCAUGAGUUGUUGGUAGCGGCCUGAGUUUGUGCCUCGCACCAUCUAGUAUAUGUACUUUCCAUUUUAUUCAAUAAGAAGUCGUCAAAUUUUAAUACAAUGGUGUUCUACGCAGAGGAAGAUUAGGAUGACUAUUAUGUGAGUAAGACAUGUAGGAUUAAUAUGCCUUACUCACAUAGAAAUAGUCAAAUCUAUAUGAAAUUCAAUAAAAUAGCCAUAUCUUUUAAAAAAUAUAAUUAUAACCAUCCGUUAAGUUUUCGUUAAAAUUGUUAAGGUGACUAACAAUUUGGUAUACAUGUACGACACGUCAUCAAAAUUUAUUAAAUAUUGUUUUUAAUCAUAAAAUAAAUUCCAAAAAACCCUUAACCCAUUAUCGCAUCCUCUUCCAGCCAGGCCCCUCUUCACUGUUACUUCCUCUCCCCUCCCUUUACAUGGAACUUCCCGUAAAAGGAUUUGAGAGUUGAGACUUCUACAAAAUACUAUAAGGCAAUGUACAAAAAACAGUUUUGCCACGUCAGUCCCUUCUCAAUAACCCGCACACGGCGGAUGGGCCUUUCAGUAAUUCCUCAAUAUUUAUCUUUCUCGACAUCUCUGUCGCGGGUCUCGCCAAAACGUCCCAAAAAUCUGACUCAUCAGUCAUCUCUCUCUCUCUCUCAAGUCUCACCUUAUGUAUUCCAAACCCUUCCGGAAGAAAUUCUCGACGUGCCCCCUUCCCUUUCCUCCCGCCGCCGCAUCGUUCCCCUUGCCUUUAAUCUUCCACCGCUGGACCUCAAUCCCUAUUUCGUAAAUCGACUUGCAAUACACAGACUAGGAGGGGCAAACCGGUUAAUUUGUCAAUUCUUAGCUGUGCACCCCAAAAUUGCUCUGAAAAUCUAAAUAAAAGGUUGUUGUCCUCUAAAUCAAAUAAGCUUUUCUACAAUCUUUCUUCCAAUUUUCAAAUCAACUGAUUUUGCAAUUACCAUGCAAGCAGAACCAGAAAUUGGAUUUAAAGGCUCUCUUUUUCAGUAGAAGUUGAAUGAGUUAUUUGCAACAAGUUUCUUGAAAUAUAUGAUAUUUAACUCAGGAAAAUUCAAUAAACAAAAUUUAUGGAAGGACAUCAAAAAGUUGUUGCCGGGUGAUAACAGUCACAUGAGAAGCGAAACAAAAUGGCGGCUACAAACUCUUAAUCCUCUUGAGACGUGAGACAGAGUCGAGUAACAAAUUCAGAUGUCGAUCAAAGAGCAAAGAGAAAAUAGGCUAAUCUCCAUCUAUCCCUUUCCUUGCCAGAACCUUGAAUCAUCGGCCUAGUGUCGAAUCAUAUCGUCUUCUUUCCGUCAAAAUAACGUUACGAUAGGAACUUGGCAUGUCGAUCACUUGACAUAUGAUGAGAUAUGAGUGAAAAAGGCUUAUUUGGCUGUUGCAUGGUGGUGAAAAAUUGAGGUUUUGCAGAGAAGCGGAAACGAAAUUAUAGCUAGCUUCCUGUAGAAGAAAGAGAGAGGGUUGUGAGGGGGAGAGAGAUUUGGGUUGUAGAAGAAACUAGAAAGUGACUGGUGGUAGUGGAUGAGGGAUAAGAUAAGAAAGAAAAUAAUUAAUAUAAUAAUAGUAAAAUAAAAAUGUAACAAAUAUUGACAAACGUA